Dipodomys ordii (Ord's kangaroo rat) is the source of this 4641-nucleotide messenger RNA. RefSeq names its product protein phosphatase 1, regulatory subunit 15B (gene Ppp1r15b). Bases 1 to 2517 code for a protein of 838 amino acids. The transcript has 3 exons. Gene Ontology annotation, cellular component: endoplasmic reticulum; protein phosphatase type 1 complex. Gene Ontology annotation, biological process: response to endoplasmic reticulum stress. Gene Ontology annotation, molecular function: protein phosphatase regulator activity. The record is from RefSeq and is a predicted model, not a curated record. Lineage: Eukaryota; Metazoa; Chordata; Mammalia; Rodentia; Heteromyidae.
AUGGAAGCCGGCUGGGAUUUCGGGCGUGACCAAUCAGCGGCUAGACGGAACCGGUGGCUCGCGGUGUUCUCCCUUCGCUCCGGCCCUGCGGCCAUUUUGGGCUUCCCCCAGCUUUCCGGCAUCGCGUUGUUUCAGCGGGUUUGUGACGGUCUGUGUCUCCCGGAGAGUCGCCGCCGCCGCGAGAAGGUCGUUACCUAUGGUGGGGAGACCUCGCGUGGAGUAGACACCGGCUUCCCCCGCCAGGAUGGAAGUCGCCCCGGCCGCCGCCUCCUCCGCGGGCCGCGGGGCUCCGGGGUCCGCCGCCCGCUUCCGGAACCGCGGCCUUGUGUGGCUCCUCCGCGGACGCCAGCACCGGCCUGGGGUGCCGACUCCGCCGCGGGGCAACGCCGAGACUGUGUAGGCCUCCUCGCGAUCCCGUCCGAACCUCCCGCCCGAGAGACGCCGGCCGCGGACUCGGCGAUGGAGCCCCGUGCGCGCGGCCCGCGCCCACGGCCCGGCCCCUGGGCCGCUCUCCGGCUGCCCUUCCCGCGGCGACGUCAGGCCGGCUGUCCCAAGUUCUCGGCCACUCCCGCCCCUGUGAACUCCGGGGACCCUCCCCUGCCUUCUUCCGCCCAGCCCGAGGCUCGGACCAGCUACUGGGUGAGACUGCUUUCCCAGCUCCUCGCACCGCUGCCCGGCUUGCUCCAGAAGCUGCUGAUUUGGAGCCAGCUUUUCGGUAGCAUGAUUCCGACCAGAUGGUUGGAUUUCGCCGGAGGCUACAGUACUCUGAGAGCCCUGAGGGGACGCGGGGAGCCAGCCACUCCCACCGCGCGGAAGGCUUUGAACGCUCUGCGACGGGACCCUUCGGACGAUUCGGUCGCCGGUCCCCUGGAUUGGUCAGAGGAGGGGCUCCUCUGGCAUUGCCCAUCCUCGGACCUAGACUUGGAACUCAAAGCCAAGGGAAGGCCUUUGGACUCGGCGGCGCACACUUUGUUCCUGGAGCAGCAGCUGUGGGGGGUAGAGCUGUUGCCCAGUAGCCUUCAAGCCCGUCUGUUCUUUGACCAAGAACUUGGCACUUCGCCCUCCGGGUCUCUCAACAUUCAGCGCUUAGGCAAUUUCAACGUAGUCUCUUAUUUGCUGAACCACUCUUACCUGAACUGCCUUCCCUAUCUAGAGCUCAGCAGUCAGAACAGCGUUGCAAGUGGCGAGCUCCUUGAGUUCCAGACACUAGCCUCCGAAAACAGCUGCCUGUCUGAGGACCCUUGUCAACCCCAACCACUGCGAGCAGAGAUCUGUGCAGCCUCGUGGCAGGAGUGUCCACCGCUUUCCAGAGAAGGCCUUCCCGAAAUCCACCAUCUUCGCAUGAAACGGCUGGAAUUCCUUCAGCAGGCUCACAAGGGCCAAGAGUUACCCACGCCUGACCAAGAUAAUGGCUAUCACAGCCUGGAGGAGGAGCACAGCCUUCUCCGGAUGGAUCUGAAACCCUGCGCAGAGAACUCAACCCCUGCUGGAGUCAUUCCUGGGACCCCCGGGGAGGCUCAACUUGUUCUGCCGAAGCCAGACCUUUCGGAAAGCGAGGUACUCGUAGAGAAAGAGCGUGAAGAGGACCAAAUCGUUGUCGUUGACUUCUCUGCCAUGGAGAAUGACUUUCCCAUUUCAGCGCGACCAGCUUGUAAUAACAAGCUGAUUGAUUACAUUUUGGGAGGUGCAUCUAGUGACCCGGAAACAAGUUCGGAGUCAGAAGACGGGAGUUGGGAUGAAGAAGCUGAGGAUGAUGGUUUUGAUAGUGAUGUCUCACUGUCAGAAUCAGACCUUGAAGGAAACUCUGUGGGACUUUGGAACUCUUUCUACAGUGUCGAUCCUUAUAAUCCCCAAAACUUUACAGCAACAAUUCAGACUGCUUCCAGAAUUGUUCCUGGAGACUCUUCUGAUAUGGACAAGGAUUUGUCUGACAAGUCUGAUCUGCGGAACUCUCCCCUUCCUGAUGAGACUCCUGAUGGUUAUUCUGGAGAGGAUGAUGACUGGGAAUCUAGUGCAGAUGAGGCAGAGAGUCUUAAACUGUGGAACUCUUUCUGUAAUUCUGAUGACCCCUACAACCUUUUAAAUUUUAAGGCUCCUUUUCAAACAUCAGGGAAAAACUGGAAAGGCUAUUGUGACUCAAAGAGCCCUUCUGAGUCUAUAGUGGCCAUUUCUGAGUGUCAUACUUUACUUUCUUGUAAGGUGGAACUUUUAGGGAGCCAAGAAAAUGAAUCUCCAGACUUGGUUCAUCGUGAUAUUGUUUCUGGAGACAGACACACACAUCUCAAAAGAAAAAAGGUAACCUUCCUCGAAGAAGUUACAGAGUAUUACAUAAGUGGUGAUGAGGAUCGCAAAGGACCAUGGGAAGAAUUUGCAAGAGAUGGAUGCAGGUUCCAGAAACGAAUUCAAGAAACAGAAGUUGCUAUUGGAUAUUGCUUGACAUUUGAGCACAGAGAAAGAAUGUUUAAUAGACUCCAAGAAGUGUGCUUUGAAGGACUUACUGUUUUCAAACAAUGUUAAGAUGAGUUGAUAGUGUGUAGCCUUGCAUACACUACCUCUUAAGAGGCUUAAAAAGAUAAAAACAAAUAUUGACAUUUUUUCUAAAGAGAUAUAAAAUUGGUUCCCGUGAAAUAGUUUAAUUUUUUUAAUUUUUGCAACAUAUCCCAUUAGAAAUAUGCAGGCUUACGGUCAGCUCUGAUAAUGAAGGAUCUGUGAUUUUUGGUCCUCCCCCUUUCAGUUUUAGUUGGAUGUUUUUUAAAUGUUCUUUGUUUGCUUGAAGUGAACAGGGAGACCUUUUGAGUUGUAACUUUGCACUUUAAAACUUACUUUCUUGGGAAACAAUAUAGGGCUUUAAAGCCCAUUUUCAGUUCUAAUUUGUACAUUUGUCCAAAAUUAUUAGGCUCCUAAUUUUUACCAAUAUUCCUAAAUUAAUGGGCUUUUAUGUUUUUCUGUUUUUUCUCUCUAUUGAUUAGGCCCCUUUACCUUAAGGCUGCAAAAUAAUAAUCUUCAUGACAUACUAAAGGACAUUAUAUCAUGCCACUUUUUUCUUGUUUUAAAGGUAACUAUUGUUGAAAAUAUGGUGAAUUUUUCUACCAAUUUUUCUUAAGAUGUUUCCAAUGACUGCCAGAAAACCCUGCCCUUAGAGGAAUCUCUACAGCUUUGAAAAAGCUGUGUCUAUCUGCCAAAUCUUAGCAUCUAAUAUAUUUGAUUUCUGUGCAGACUGUUUUUGGAGUUUUCUGGUACUGUAGCUCCAGUUCUGUUACUGUAGCUCCAGUUACUAUAGUUCUUUGUUAUCUUUCCACAGUGAGAAAUUGUAAAACACUUGAGAAAGUAAUCACUGCAUCCUAAGUUUUUUUCACCUUUAGAGGCAAAUAAGAGUUUUGUUUUUAUAGUAUACGCUCUCAAAAGAAGAUCAGUGUUACUCAACACCACACCUCAGCACUGUCACUUUCAAAACCUGUCAGGGUGACACUAAACUUGGGACUGGGCAGCUCUGAAUCUUCAAGUGUGAAAUGGAAAAGCAGCUCCAGUCAGUAUGCAGGUUUAUUGCGUUCUGCUAUUUUAAUAAUAGAAAAGCAGUGGCAAAGCCUCUAGUUUCAGGAAAGGACGAACUAGAUUUAACAACUUGCAACUCUUAAUACCUUUAGUCCAAAGUUUACUAUUGAAGUCUUUGCAUUGAUUGAUUAUGCUUGUUUCAUUUAGCUAGCUUUCCAUGGUGUAUAUCUGUUGGGUUAGUAAUGUUAACCAGCUCUGAUGGUCAGUUUUUAUUCCAUGUCUCCCACCACAGGAGGUUAGAAGACCACUUAUUUUGAACUUCAGUAUGGGGAUGAGUUUUUCAGAAGUGCUUGUAGGGUUACUACCUCAGUUUAUGAUCUACCUGGUCAUUUUAUUCCCAUCUGGUUUGCUCUCGAGAUCUGCCUCCGGUGUUAGUGUAUAUAUAUUCAUUACUAUACACACUGAGAGUACAGCAUAUGGAAGCUGGCUAAGUUAUUGAAGAGACCUUGGGGCUUGGGUCCCUCCACUUAGGCAACCACAGAGUCUGGUAAAACACAAUGGAAAAACAAGGGUGCGUCAGGCCUGGAUCAUUCACUUAGGUAAAAGCCUUGUGAUAAUGCAUAGGUGGUCUUUUAAAAUAAGACUAAGUAUACUAGAUGAUUUGAAACUUCAGUUACAUUUUGUGUUUCUGAAAUCUAGCACAUCUGUGAAUUUUAAAGUGAUAGGACGUCUUUACACUUGGAGUUCUCUUGAGACUGCUCCCACUUGCAGAAAAGUAAAAGCCUGGUUCAGAAUCUCCCAUGUCUUCCUCUCUCCUUUAGAAGUGAUAAGAUUAUGAUGACGACAAAGGGACCAUAAAUUAGUCUGGACUAGGGCUCAACUGUAGGUUGCUUUUUGAGCACAAGACCCUGAAUUCAAUCCCCCAUGCCACCAAAUGAAAAGAAAUAUUGCCUAUAAUUUGUACAGUGGUUUUCCUGGCUACCAGGCUUAGAGUAAGCUAAAAAUUAGAUUGAAACUGGGCAUGGUUGUACAUGCCUGUAAUCUCAGCACUUGCAAGGCUAAAGCAAGAGGAUCUCAAGUUUAAGGUCAGCCUAGCCUACAUAGCAACUCUUAAGGCCAGACUGAUAGGUAUAAUAAGACCUGUCUCCA